Messenger RNA from Aspergillus heteromorphus CBS 117.55, 2706 nucleotides. RefSeq lists its product as uncharacterized. The transcript has a single exon. Bases 266 to 2455 code for a protein of 729 amino acids. The record is from RefSeq and is a predicted model, not a curated record. Lineage: Eukaryota; Fungi; Ascomycota; Eurotiomycetes; Eurotiales; Aspergillaceae.
GUUCUGCAGCCCUGCUUUCUUAAAGAAAGGCCUUCUCCCACACAACAUUUGCCUUGUCGAUCAUUCCUUGUUGUCAUUUUCGUUCUUUCAGCCUCUACUCUCAUUGUCUGGACCGUCUAAGCAAAAAAUGGAUGACUGUCUGCCCUGAAACCCUCCGAGCCAUGUCCAUCCAAUUCGUCCGCUAUUUAUCAGCCCACCCUCUCUUUAGCCGCUGACCUGCUAUCCUCGAAUCGAUCAUUAUCAUACUCGUCUCGCAUCGGACCGCAUGAUGUAUUUCAUACACCUGAUCAUCGUGAUCUACUUUAUAGUCAUUCCUUGCUCGGCUGGUCCGAUCGCUUACUUUGUUCCCAAGAUCAGGGAUCUGGGGUCUGACCAAGGGUCGACCCAACUUGCUCCCUCUCCUUCGUUUACCACCCCUCUCGUGCGUGUUGCCAGUACAUCUGCCGAAGACGAUGGGGAUGACGCCGACGUGUUGACGGUCAUUCCUGUGACACCAUCCAAUCUCCCCAAGACUGAGCCCAGCCCCGGCACAACAACCCAGCAGCAGCCGACCAGUUCCAGCGCAGUGGUUCAAACACACUCCACUUCUCGGUCUAUCUCUGCUGAGCCAUCCAUCUCUCUAUCCCAGUCGUCCUCUGAAGCUGUGUCCCCGUCCACCAGCGCCAUAUCUGGGACUUCUUCGGCGAAUACUUCACUGCCCGUCCCAGAAAACACAAGUGCCGUUCCCGAUGGCGAGGAAAGAAUUACUUCCUCACACGUCCCAGAUAUUACAGCAAUAACAGCCUCUUCUUCUGGUGCUUUGCUCGGAAGUCCUACGGAACCUUCUUCAUCGCGAGCUCCAGAGACUGCAACUUCUUCUAGCAUAACUCCUGGCUUUGUGAUUCCCCUUCCCAAUACCAGCACGAGUUCUCUAUCACUAUCCCAAACCUCUACUUCAGAAAGCUCUGCAAGAGCUUCCUUCGGUUCUGCAAGCACCCCUAGCUCUAGCAUCACCCCCGGAUUUGUCAUACCACUUCCUAAUGCUAGCACGAGCCCUGCUCCGUCGUCCUCUCCCAGAGCCCCCGCUUCGCCGGAGACUUCGAGAAAAACGUCAACUUCCGCUAGUAUAACCCCUGGAUUCGUGAUACCACUCCCUAAUGCUAGUUCAAGCUCCCCAUCAUCAUCGGCAGUCUCUACCUCGCGACAGAGUUCUGGAAUGGCGAUGUCCUCUAGCAUAGCGCCUGGAUUCCCCAUACCACUUCCUAAUGCUAGUUCAAGCUCUUCAUCGUCACAUCCGGCUUCUGUCCCGCCGCAGAGUUCAGGAAUACCUUCCUCACACCCCGCAGAGACGAUAUCUUCCUCUCGCACAACCCCAGGAUCUGUCAUCCCGCUCCCCAAUGCCAGUCCAAGCUCUCCUGCAUCGUCACACCCAGCGUCUGUCUCGCGACAAAGUUCUGAAAUGACGAUGUCCUCCUCUAACAUAGCUCCUGGAUUCCCCAUACCACUUCCCAAUUCCAGCACAAGCUCUUCAUCGUCUACGUCUUCGCUCUCUAGUUCGUCAAAGACACCGUCCCCGAAUGUGAACAUCGCGACACCAACUCCAGAUAAAUCCAGCGAUGUCUCCACAUCCACAUCCACCACAUCCGCAUCCACCACAUCCACAGAGGGCCAAUCGACCACCGCACCCGCAGGCCAGAUUGAGUCCAUCACGAAAGAUACCCUAACCCCGACCUCGACCUCUUUCGUUAGUGUGACAGUCAUCGCAACCGUCCAUCCAUCGGCACCGGCAGUAGAGACCACGUCCACCUCGGCACCAAACCCUGUCGUUGUCCUCAUCACGCCCGAAGGGUCAACAACCCUCGUUGGAACCUCCCACAUCCCAGAAACGUCCUCCACCACAGAGACAAUGCCAAUAUCCUCCACGACAAGCGGGAAUCCCACCACUACCCCCACCCCAGCUCCAACCUCAACCUCAACCAUGACAGAGCCGGAAGAAACAACCACCCUCUCUGCAACAUCAACACUCCUUCAGACCGUAUAUUUAGUCAUUACAAACACCCCAAUCCCCACCCCCGAACCAGCCCCCACCACCACAACAACCACACUACCUCUAAAAGCCGCAUCAACAUCCACAAUCAUCAUCAUCAACACCGCCACCGCCACCCCAGAAUCAGCUUCACCACCCACCACCAUCAUCGUCACUACAACCACUACUACAGAACCCACUCAACCCACAACAGACCCCACAGGAAACAAAGGAGAAGGCGAAAGCGAAUCAACCUCAACCCCCACUCCCACCCCAGCAUCCUCAUCCUCACAUUCAUCCUCCUCCUCCGAAACAAGUGGCAUCCUCAGCAUCGUCCCCGUUACACCAUCCGGUUUCAUCACCGUGACUGAGAUCCAGACUGAGACUGUCACCAAGACCGAGACCGAGACCGAGAAAUUCACCGAGACUGUCACCGUUACGGCGCGGUAGAUGGCACCAUCCCUACCUUACCAUUCCUACCAUCCCCACCAACCAUACCCUGCUGCGCUUUUUUUUCUUUCUCGUUGUGUAUCUGUCUGUGUAUCUGUCUUGUCUUUCAGUAUUUCAUUUUGUCUUGAAUAAAAAUUUUCUUUCUUUGUUGGAGUUAUUUAUCUCUUUUUUCCUAGUGGCGAUGUAAGUAGUAAUGGCGUGGCUUUUGUUUCUGGCUGUUUGUUUAUCCUGCCCGGGUGACAUAAUUUGUG